This is a messenger RNA of Aspergillus uvarum CBS 121591, 801 nucleotides long. Its product is annotated as GMF family protein. Gene Ontology annotation, cellular component: actin cortical patch. The record is from RefSeq and is a predicted model, not a curated record. NCBI's taxonomy places the organism in Eukaryota, Fungi, Ascomycota, Eurotiomycetes, Eurotiales, Aspergillaceae. Gene Ontology annotation, biological process: negative regulation of Arp2/3 complex-mediated actin nucleation; actin filament debranching. The transcript has 3 exons. Gene Ontology annotation, molecular function: actin binding; Arp2/3 complex binding. Bases 1 to 489 code for a protein of 162 amino acids.
AUGCCCCGCAUUCCCCCUCCUUGCCCUUCAUCCGUCACUCGUGAUGUUGACUACCCCCUCUCCCAGUCCGAAUCUCGUCUAUAUUCCUUCUCGCCGGAGACGAAAGAGAAGCUCCGCAAGUUUCGCUUGGGUACCUCGCGCGCCAAAGACCCGCAGGCUGUUAUAUAUAUAAUCGACAACAAGAGCCAAGAAAUCCGCCCAGAGGAUGGUGAAGUCUACACGAAGAUGGAAGAUCUCGCCGACGAGCUUCCCGAGACGUCGCCUCGAUUUAUCCUUCUCAGCUACCCGUUGACCUUGUCGUCCGGCCGUCUCACCGUCCCCUAUGUGAUGCUCUACUACCUCCCCGAGAACUGCAACCCCUCGCUGCGGAUGAUGUAUGCGGGUGCCGUCGAGCUGAUGCGCAGCACCGCCGAGGUGAACCGUGUGAUUGAGGUGGAGAGUGAGGAGGAUAUUGUGGAGAUCGAGGCCAAAUUGCAGAGCCAGAAUUGAGUUGGCGGUCCGGGGGCGGAGGAUGAGGUGUCGGUAUAUAUCAUCUUUCGGGCUAUGAUCUCCUUCGUGGGUCUAUAGCCUGUCUUUUCUUUUGGGCUCGUACAUCAAGCGCUUUUAAUGGUAUAUUUAGCGGUGUACGCUAUUGCUUUUGGGAUUAAAAUCUGUCGGGCUGAGGUUGGGUUUUGGUUUUGCUGGUGAGAUGCUGGUUUCUCUGGUGAGGAAUCGGACCUUGAGGUUGAUAUCCUUGUUCCCGACGGGAUAGAUUGUUGCACAAUCACAGUACUGGAUCUGUAGAGCUGUCAACCUUGCUCU